Messenger RNA from Colias croceus (clouded yellow), 2453 nucleotides. RefSeq names its product ataxin-10. The transcript is spliced from 8 exons. Lineage: Eukaryota; Metazoa; Arthropoda; Insecta; Lepidoptera; Pieridae. Bases 80 to 2452 code for a protein of 790 amino acids. The record is from RefSeq and is a predicted model, not a curated record. Gene Ontology annotation, biological process: neuron projection development. Gene Ontology annotation, cellular component: cytosol.
CAGAAAAUAAAAAAGCAAGGUGAUUUUUGUUAUUGAUAUUUUGUGAUAAUUAUAUUAAUGUGUGAACGUUCUAUUAAAUAUGUCUCGAGAUAAAAGUGUUUGGUUUGCCGAAGAAAUAUUAUUGGAUGCUAAACUUAUAAAUUUCCAACUGGAGACAGGAGAAUGGGACGCCGUAGAAGAAAUGUUACGUGCCGAGGCGCAACUCUCGCGAGAUGCCGAGACCGGGAGAUUACGACCUAAAAAAGCAUCAGAAUACACAUUACGUCUUAUAGCCGAGGUGCUUCACAUCAUGAGGCUAGAUGUUGAACAAGCCUCAUAUAAUCGAAGCACAUUAGCCGUAGCUGAACAAUGCUUGCGACUAGUUCGGUCCUGCGCAGCCGCAGGUACGAAAAUGCAAACUUACAUUUCAAAAGAACUUUCAAUUCUGGAUUCUAUGCUAAUUUUGGCAACAGAAUACCAACAUCCAAGUGUUGAUUUUCUAAACGAAGAAUUACAAAAGAAAUAUGAAUCAUGCAUGACUGUUCUUGUUCAGACACUGGGCAAUUUAGUUGUGAAUAAUCCUUUUAAUCAGAUUAUUAUCUGGAAUAAAUUUGAGCCUACAAUACUAAAUUGUUUGGUUGGACAGAAUGAUAAGAUUGCAUCUGCAGCAGCCAUGAUUGUUUAUAACAUACUGUUGGGUCAGCCAAAUGUAUUACCAGAUGAUGUAACACUAUUGAAUUCUUUAGCCUACAUGUAUAACAAUGGAAAUACCGAAUACCCUCAUCUAAUCAUAGAAUAUCUUAUUGGAGUAGAGAAUACAUAUAUAGAGAAGUUAUUUUCUAAACUCGAUCCUGAAUGUAGAAUGCUUGUGUUAAACCUGGCUUAUAACAUACUAAUGUCCACCGAAUCUCAAGAUAUCAAUGUUUCCGUCAAUUUCGUAAAAUUCAUGGCCCACGAGUUCAAACAUAAAUCGGAUUGUAUUUUGAAGACUGUAGAUAAGUAUGUUAAUACUAUUGAGCCGCAGGAAGUUGUGUUCUUACUUGAGAUUAUAGCGACGGCAUCCAGUAUGGAUACUUAUAUGGAUUGCCUGCAGAGUGACACGUCAUUGUUUAUUAACUGUGCUUUUCUCUUACGUGCAAUCCAUAAGCUGGGUAAAGAGAGUAAUAACUUUUUCUCAUCAAUAAAUAAAUUGUAUGAAGCAACUGGAAAACAACUGGUAUGUGAUGAAAAUAUGCCUGCAGUGACGACACCUGGUGAAAAUCCACUAUGCAAAAAUGAUUCCGCCGAAAAUAUGUUGUCCUGCAACGAAACAACAUCUGAAUGCACUGAGUCUGAAAGUAGCGAACAGUACUUUGAAUGUACCGACACGUUAGCAUACAUGGAAAAAAUAGAUGCACUAAACCAAGACUUACAAAAAUUUGACGCUGAUAAAACGUUGCGUCCUGGUGACGUUAACGUGAAAAUAGAUAAUGAUCUAACGAAAGUCGCUUUCAAAAGAAGCAGCUCAGUGCCCAAAGGCGCUACAGAUGAGCGUAUACAGUUACCAACGAGACGCAUCAGUUUGGAACAUAAGAUAGAUAUCUGUGACGAUACUGAACCACCGUUAAUAAUCGACGCUCAAUCGCCAACAGCAAGCAUGAAUACAAUAGCUGAAGUGAUACCAGUUGCGUUACAACCGAGGCUAGAGUUAGACACAAGUAGGACAGACUCGCAAGAUAGUUCGCCUAACGAUCCGCCUACAGAAAUACAUUUGAUCAAGGAAGAAAAAGAAACUACCGUCAAGGCAUCUCCUAGUGAGAUCUCGCCUCCCUUAUCCGAAACGGUGCAAGAAACAGAAUCGCAGAAACAAUCACCAGAUACACCAAAGGAAGUAAAGAAAAGCCAGAAUUUAUCUACAGACUUCGAUUUAAGUGAACAAUUGCAAAAGAUUCUUGGUAUCUCGUCGGAGAAAACGCGUGGAGAUACUAAUGCUGAAAAGAAAACUGAACCAGCGAAGGAAGUCAAGAUAGCUGAAGAUAAUGUUGCAAAUAAGGUGCCGUUCGUUAAAAUCGAUUCACCUGAGAUGCAAAAGACGAGAUUGGGAGCGAUAGACAUGACAACUCCCAAGAAAGCAGUCACAAGUGUCGAAACAGUGGAAAGGCAUGUUGCUUUUGGUUUCAAAGCUACCUUGGUGAGGGUACUCGCUAAUCUGUGUUGGAAGAAUCAGGAAAAUAAAAAACAGAUGAGGGAAUUAGAAGUGAUUCCAGUACUUCUAGAUUGUUGUAACAUUGAUGCUCGUAAUCCUUUGAUCAUGCAGUGGGUGAUAUUCGCUGUGAGAAAUUUGUGUGAGAAUUGCCCUGAAAAUCAAGAAGUUAUAUCAAGAAUGACACUACAGGGUCCCGUGGACAACGAAGUGUUGCAGGAGAUGGGCCUCACGCUACACACUGAUUCGCAAGGAAAUAGCAUCAAAGUUGUUCCUUUGCCGCGAAAUUAGA